GCGCGGGACGCUCUAGGACCCAGCAGCGGUUGUCGGGUUUGGAGCUGGAGGUGAAGCCCUGGCAUUUUUCUCCUUCCUGUGUAAAUGGGGCUGAUCGUCGGGCUCCGCUUCCCAGCGCUGCCCCACGCCAUGCCCAGCGUGCUGCCCGGCGGCCGCCUUCGCCAGUCGCGGGACUGAACUAGCCAUGGUCGCCUCAUGUGGAGGGCAAAGUUGCGCCGGGGAACUUGUGAGCCUGCGGUGAAAGGUCUCCCUCCUGUUUGUUACAGCCCCAGUAGUCCUGGCCAGAUUCCAGAAGACCCCAACUACUUUGCCCCAGACUUUCAGCUCUAUUCUGGGAGGUAUGAGGCAUCUGCUUUGACAGUGGAGGCAAACAGUAGCAUCAGGGAAAAAGUUGCUGAGGAUCCUCUUCGUAACUUCCACUCCCCAAACUUCCUGAGGAUCUCAGAGGUGGAAAUGAGAGGUUCCGAGGAUGCGGCAGCUGGAACAGUAUUGCAGCGGCUGAUCCAGGAACAACUGCGCUAUGGCACCCCGACUGAGAACAUGAACCUGCUGGCCAUUCAGCACCAGGCCACAGGGAGCGCAGGACCAGCCCACCCUACAAACAACUUUUCUUCCACAGAAAACCUCACUCAAGAAGACCCACAAAUGGUCUACCAGUCGGCACGCCAGGAACCGCAGGGUCAGGAACACCAGGUGGACAAUACGGUGAUGGAGAAACAGGUCCGGUCCACACAGCCUCAGCAGAACAAUGAGGAACUGCCCACUUACGAGGAGGCUAAAGCCCAGUCACAGUUCUUCAGGGGGCAGCAGCAGCAGCAGCAGCAGGGAGCAGUGGGCCAUGGUUACUACAUGGCUGGGGGUACCAGUCAGAAGUCCCGGACUGAGGGGAGGCCCACGGUGAACCGUGCCAACAGUGGACAGGUGCACAAGGACGAGGCGCUGAAAGAACUGAAGCAGGGCCAUGUCCGUUCGCUCAGUGAGAGGAUCAUGCAGCUGUCACUGGAGAGGAAUGGUGCUAAGCAACACCUCCCUGGCUCAGGGAAUGGGAAGGGCUUCAAAGCGGGAGGUGGACCCUCCCCAGCCCAGCCUGCAGGUAAAGUGCUGGACCCUCGAGGUCCUCCACCUGAGUACCCCUUCAAGACCAAGCAAAUGAUGUCCCCAGUCAGCAAGACCCAGGAGCAUGGACUUUUCUACAGUGACCAGCACCCUGGGAUGCUUCAUGAGAUGGUCAAGCCCUACCCUGCUCCUCAGCCUGCGAGAACAGAAGUGGCUGUCCUGCGGUACCAGCCACCCCCAGAGUAUGGGGUAACGAGCCGCCCAUGCCAACUUCCGUUCCCGGCGACGGUGCAGCAGCACAGCCCGGUGUCCUCCCAGACCUCCUCCGUCAGCGGGCCGCUGCACUCCGUCUCCUUGCCGCUCCCACUGCCGAUGACCCUGGCCGCCCCGCAGCCCCCGCCGGCCGCCUCCCCCAGCCAGCAGCUUGGGCCAGAUGCUUUUGCGAUUGUGGAGCGAGCCCAGCAAAUGGUGGAGAUACUAACAGAGGAGAACCGGGUGCUUCACCAGGAACUUCAGGGUUACUACGACAAUGCCGACAAGCUCCACAAGUUUGAAAAAGAACUUCAGAGAAUUUCAGAAGCCUAUGAGAGUCUGGUCAAGUCCACCACCAAACGUGAGUCUCUCGACAAGGCAAUGAGAAACAAACUGGAAGGCGAGAUUAGAAGACUUCAUGAUUUCAACAGAGACCUCCGAGAUCGACUGGAGACUGCCAACAGGCAGCUGUCCAGCAGGGCCUACGAUGGGCACGAAGACAAAGCUGCCGAGGGGCAUCAUGCUCCCCAGAACAAAGAAUUUUUGAAGGAAAAGGAGAAGUUAGAAAUGGAGCUAGCAGCAGUGCGGACUGCGAGUGAGGACCAUCGGAGACACAUCGAGAUCCUGGACCAGGCUCUGAGCAACGCCCAGGCCAGGGUCAUCAAGCUGGAAGAGGAGUUACGAGAGAAGCAAGCAUAUGUGGAGAAAGUUGAGAAGCUGCAGCAGGCCCUGACCCAGCUACAGUCUGCAUGUGAGAAGCGGGAGCAGAUGGAGCGGAGGCUGCGGACCUGGCUGGAGAGGGAGCUGGACGCGCUGAGAACGCAGCAGAAACAUGGAAAUGGCCAGCCAGCCAGCGUGCCGGAAUACAACGCUCCGGCCCUCAUGGAGCUGGUGAGGGAGAAGGAGGAGCGGAUCCUGGCCCUGGAGGCCGACAUGACCAAGUGGGAGCAGAAGUACCUGGAGGAAAGCACCAUUCGACACUUCGCCAUGAAUGCUGCGGCCACAGCUGCAGCCGAGAGAUACUACCUGGAUUCUAUCAAGUUUAGGAAGAGAAUUGGCCAGGAUCUAGGAGGGGAAAUGGACACCACGAUCAUCAACCACUCUCGGAAUGGCAGCUACGGAGAGAGCUCGCUGGAGGCCCACAUCUGGCAGGAAGAGGAGGAGGUGGCACAAGCCAACAGGAGGUGUCAGGACAUGGAGUACACUAUUAAAAAUCUCCAUGCCAAAAUCAUAGAGAAGGAUGCCAUGAUCAAGGUCCUUCAGCAGCGAUCCCGUAAAGAUGCCGGGAAGACAGACACCUCAAGCCUGCGGCCUGCCCGCUCUGUCCCAUCCAUUGCGGCGGCCACUGGGACACACUCACGCCAGACCUCUCUUACCAGCAGCCAGUUGGCCGAAGAGAAAAAGGACGAGAAGACCUGGAAGGGGAGCAUAGGGCUGCUGCUGGGGAAGGAACACCAUGAGCACGCCUCUGCACCCCUGCUGCCACCUCCACCUGCCUCAGCACUGUCCCCUGCAUCCUCCGCCAUGGCGGCCAGCAGUGCCCACGCCAAGACAGGCAGCAAGGACAGCAGCACACAGACGGACAAAAGCGCGGAACUCUUCUGGCCCAGUGUGGCCUCCCUCCCCACCCGAGGCCGGCUGAGCACGGCCCCUUCCAACAGCCCUGUCCUGAAACACCCAGCGGCCAAAGGGACUGCGGAGAAACUGGAGAACUCUCCUGGCCACGGGAAGUCACCUGAUCACAGAGGCCGCGUCAGCAGCUUGCUGCACAAGCCUGAGUUCCCGGAUGGAGAGAUGAUGGAAGUUCUCAUCUAACGCCGCCAUCCCUGUGGAACUUCACAACAGAACAUCGACAAACAAGGAAAGUGGCAGAGAGGGAGAAGAAAGAUCGAGAAGGUUGUGGAUGAGAAAUCAGGAAUGAUUUGAAAUGAUAAAGAUUUCAGAUUAGUAAGAACACUUUUUAUAAAUGUUAAAAACAAAAACAGGAGACCUACAUGACUGAAGACGGAAGAGAAUGCUAUGGAUUUUUAUUACAUAUGGCGGGAGAGAGAAGACACAUGUAGGUUUGGAAACAAAGUUAAGAAGAAAUAGGAAAUGUAAUUUUUCAUUGUACAGAAAUGUAUCUCUUGGGGAGGUUCUGUGUACCCCCAUUCUCUGGUUAUAAACAGAUAAAUCCAAACACGGAUCUUCCUUGAAAUACUCCCA
Propithecus coquereli (Coquerel's sifaka) is the source of this 3513-nucleotide messenger RNA. RefSeq names its product angiomotin like 1 (gene AMOTL1). Gene Ontology annotation, biological process: angiogenesis; actin cytoskeleton organization; hippo signaling. The transcript has 14 exons. Gene Ontology annotation, cellular component: plasma membrane; cytoplasmic vesicle; bicellular tight junction. The record is from RefSeq and is a predicted model, not a curated record. Bases 196 to 3123 code for a protein of 975 amino acids. Lineage: Eukaryota; Metazoa; Chordata; Mammalia; Primates; Indriidae.